Diaporthe citri is the source of this 1647-nucleotide messenger RNA. RefSeq lists its product as uncharacterized. The record is from RefSeq and is a predicted model, not a curated record. Lineage: Eukaryota; Fungi; Ascomycota; Sordariomycetes; Diaporthales; Diaporthaceae. The transcript has 4 exons. The coding region runs from base 1 to 1647 and encodes 548 amino acids. Gene Ontology annotation, molecular function: calcium-dependent cysteine-type endopeptidase activity. Gene Ontology annotation, cellular component: cytoplasm. Gene Ontology annotation, biological process: proteolysis.
AUGGACAAGAUCUGCGUGGCUCGCGACGAAGAAUGCGGCGUGUAUGGCUUCGUCUUCUUCCGAGACGGCGAAUGGAUUUCCACGAUUGUGGAUGACAAUCUGUGUCUCAUCGAGUCGGACUUCAACGCAUAUUCCUCCGUAUACGAUCCUAGCGGGAAAAAGGCGAAGAAGUGGAAGGAUCACAGGCAGACCGGAUCCGAGGCACUCUUUUAUGCGAAGUGUGAGGAUUCGAACGAGACAUGGUUGCCAUUGCUUGAGAAAGCAUACGCAAAGGUCCACGGAGACUAUGAGUCGAUCGAAGGGGGAUGGCCCGGCGAGGGGGUUGAGGACUUGUCUGGUGGAAUUGCAACAACCAUCAAUUUGAACAGGAUCUUGAGCAAGGAGAAGCUGUGGCAAGAGCUCCUGAGGGCAAACAAAGAUUUCAUCUUCACGAUCGCGACGCCUGGCGCGCAGGGAGGGGACUCCGAUGCACGGAAUGGCUUGACUAGCCAACACGCCUACACCGUCCUUGAAGCGGUCGAGCACCAAGAUGAGAAUGGGAAGAGUGUCAGAUUCGUUCGCAUCAGAAACCCUUGGGGUGUUAGAGAUUACAGGGGAAAGGGUGAAUGGGACGGCGCUUGGAGCGAUGGCUCUAAGGAGUGGACUCAAUACUGGAUGGAAAAGCUCAAGCACAAGUUCGGUGACGAUGGCGUCUUCUGGAUUUCCUUCGAGGACAUGCUGAAGCGAUUCGACUUGCUUGAUCGGGUACGCCUGUUCAAUGGAGACGAUUGGUACAAUUCGCAGGUGUGGACCAGUGUCAAUGUCCCAUGGAUGGCCACAUACCUUGACGAUUUCAAGUUUGUUGUCGACAUUACGCAGCCCGGUGUCUUCGUCUUCGCUCUGUCGCAGCUUGAUGAGCGCUACUACAAAGGUCUGGAGGGGCAGUAUACUUUUGACCUUCACUUCCUCCUCCGGGAGUCCGGAUCCGACGAUCACAUUGCGCUUGCCGGCACAGAACUCCGCUCACGAUCCAUUAGCGCCGAGGUUGAACUUGAGCCUGGGAGGUACGAGUUGAUUCCCAAGCUUGUGGCCUACAGGCACAAGGACAACAGUCUGGUCGAAGAAGCGGUCAAGAAGGCUGCGGGAUCAAACCCCUGGAAGCUCCAGCAGAUCGGGUUGAAUUACGACAGAGCGCACCUAAAGGCUUCUCAGUGGAAAUCUAGCUCGGGAACUGCCAAAGAUGAGAAGUCGAUACCUAUUCGCGAGUCCAAGGCUCCGGAGCAAGUUACAAAGAUUCAAGUGGUGGUGAAGCAAGCAUCAUCAACAGUGCCGCCCUCUACUGAGGGGAACGCUGCCGCGGAGAGUACUGAUCCAGCCACGGUUCAACCUGACACCAAGACAAAAGAUGAAGCCAAGCAAGAACAACAACCCAGCUCGAUAACUGAGGAAUCAAGUUCCACCGGAAGAGGUAAGCAACUACUUGAUCUGGCUGCAGGUCCUGGAGGCGAGGGUGAUAAGGAUCCGGAUCCCGUUGAGAAGAAACCCAAAGACGAAGAGAAGGAAGAUGAUGACAAAGCCGAGGCCGGUCCGUGGAACGCCGUUUGUGUGAUUGGCCUGAGGGUUUUCUCGAAGGAUGCCAAUCUUGGACUCCAUCUUGAGGAGUCCUAG